Molecule: messenger RNA, 1476 nt
Organism: Lycium ferocissimum
Lineage: Eukaryota; Viridiplantae; Streptophyta; Magnoliopsida; Solanales; Solanaceae
Product: receptor-like protein 43
Exons: 5
Coding region: 1-1476 (491 amino acids)
Molecular function (GO): protein binding
Source: RefSeq, a predicted model, not a curated record
AUGAAUGUGUCUUCUUCAUUAAGGUACGUGGAUCUGGAAGAAACCAAUUUGCAAGGUGUUCUGAUAGAGAGCUUCUUUCUUCUGCCAAACUUGGAAAGGCUCAAUUUGGGUUACAAUAAUUUCACUGGCCAGAUUCCUAAUUCCAUUGGCAACCUAACCCAAAUUAGGGAGUUAUAUUUAUAUGAUAAUCAUUUCACUGGCCAGAUUCCUGAUUCCAUUGGCAACCUAACCCAAAUUAGGGAGUUAGAUUUAGGUUAUAAUCAUUUCACUGGCCAGAUUCCUAAUUCCAUUGGCAACCUAACCCAAAUUAGGGAGUUAGAUUUAGGUGCUAAUCAUUUCACUGGCCAGAUUCCUAAUUCCAUUGGAAUAAAUAUCACUUUUCCUAGCCUAGUAAGUUUGUUCUUAUCAUCUUGUGAACUGAAGGCUUUUCCACACUUGAGAAAUUCAACAGCACUUAUGCGGUUGGAUCUUUCUAACAAUAAGAUUGAUGGUCCAAUACCUAACUGGUUUAGCGGCAUGAGUGACUCUGUUCCACAUUGCUUGGGUAACACGGUUGAGCUAAUUGUGCUAGACUUAAGAAGCAAUAAUUUCAGUGGGACUCUUCCACGGUUAUGUGCGCAGAGCGCUUCAUAUUUGAGAACCAUUGUUUUGAAUGGUAAUCAAUUUGAAGGACCUGUCCCUGUGUCAUUGCUCAACUGUACUGAUUUAGAAGUUCUUGAUUUGGGGAAUAAUGCUAUAAAUGACACAUUUAAAGCUUGCCUGGGAACUCUUGAACAGUUGCAAGUCCUUAUAUUAAGUGGCUCACUGCCUGUAGAAGUAUUUGAAAAUUUUAGAGCGAUGAUCAACUUACAUGGCGCAGACAAAGGCGAGAUUGUAUAUAUGAGUCAAUAUUUAAAUACUUCUGUUGAGUAUCAGGAUUCAGUGAGGUUGGUGAUCAAAGGCCAGGAUAUUGAGCUAGAAAAAAUCAGCACAAUUAUGACAGCCAUAGAUCUCUCAAGCAACCAUUUUGAAGGUGUGAUUCCAAAAACCAUAAAAGAUCUUGGCUCACUUUGGCUACUCAAUUUAUCCCAUAACAACUUCAGAGGGUAUAUUCCAACGGAACUGGGACAGCUGAAUACGCUUGAAGUGUUAGAUCUCUCUUGGAAUCGGCUCAUAGGAAAGAUUCCAAGGGAACUGACAAGAGUAAAAUUUUUGGCAGUCUUAAACCUCUCGCAAAAUCUUCUGUGUGGAACUAGUGAUUCAUCACAUGUUCCUCCACCAUUGGAGUCUAAAGAAGAAGAUGAGUCAUACUUUUUAAGUGGAUUUACCUGGGAAUCAGUAGUCAUAGGCUACAGUUGUGGACUCGUUGUUGGAACUGUCAUGUGGAGCCUCAUGUUUAAAGCUCGUAAGCCAAAGUGGGUUGUGGAAUUUCUUGAAGGCGCUUUUCCCAAGAAAAUGAGAAGCGCACAGGAGAGAAGGUUGAGAUGGCGGACUUAA